AUGGCUGAUCUGACUACUGCUUCUACUGCACCAGCCGGUGUUAACUUUGGUGAUUUAUCCAAAUUGGCAGCUCCUACUUUGCCCGCACUUAGUGAGCCAGUUCCCAAAGUUGGUGGAUUCUGGUCUUCUAACCCAUUAUUUUCUUAUAUCAAUGAUACUUAUAUCUCGAUUGCUGAACACAGAAAGUCCUUAGGUUUAGUUAACCCUGGUACUGUUGAAGGAUUGAAUAAAGAAGUUAGUCGUGAUGUAUUUUUGAACCAAUAUUUCUUCACUGGGUUAAGAGCUGAUUUCAACAAGACUUUUUCAAUGGAUCCAGCUUUCCAAACUGCUCAUACUUUAUCUAUAGGAUCUCCUGUUUUACUUCCUUACACUUUCACUGUAUUAUAUGCUUCUUCCAACAUGUUUGUCCAAGGUAACAUUGAUAGUGAUUAUUCCUUUAUGGGUAGAGCUAACUUGAAUUGGGACAAGAGUAAUAUUUCCAAGGUUACUCUUCAAUUUGCUAAUGGCCAACCUUCAUUCUGUCAAUUUGAACAAGAUUACCAAGGUUCUGAUUAUUCUAUUAAUUUGAAGGCUUUGAACCCUUCAUUCUUGUAUGGUUCUUACACUGGUGUUGCUCAAGCUUCUUUCUUACAGUCUUUAACUCCUAAGUUGGCUGUUGGUUUAGAAUCUGCUUUCUCAAGACAACCAGGUAGUCCUGCUCCAGAUGCUUCCAUUUCUUACUUUGGUAGAUAUAAUGCUGGUAACUGGAUUGGUACUGCUCAAAUCCAAGGUCAAGGUUCUCUUUUGGCUUCUUUCUGGAGAAGAGUCACUGAUAAGGUUGAAGCUGGUAUUGAAACCCAAAUUGGACUUGAUGCUAAGCCAAUCAUGGACCCAUUAAGAGGAGGUUUAGUUGGAUUUGAACCUGAAGUUAAAGCUGAAACUACAAUUGGUGCCAAGUACGAAUACCGUCAAUCUGUUUUCAGAGGUCAACUUGAUUCUGCUGGUAAAGUAAGAGUUUUCAUGGAAAAGAGAAUCUUGCCUAAUGCUGCGAUCUUGUUCUCUGGUGAAAUUGAUCAAGCUAAGAGUGAAUCAAGAUUAGGUGUUGGUUUACAAUUUGAAACGGCUGGUAAUGAAGAAAUCUUGAUGAUGCAACAAGGUUUGAUUGAUGCUAAUGGUAACCCAAUUCCUGGUGCACCUCAAUUGUAA
Molecule: messenger RNA, 1185 nt
Organism: Lizanozyma spartinae
Lineage: Eukaryota; Fungi; Ascomycota; Pichiomycetes; Serinales; Debaryomycetaceae
Gene: TOM40
Product: Tom40p
Exons: 1
Coding region: 1-1185 (394 amino acids)
Biological process (GO): protein import into mitochondrial matrix
Cellular component (GO): mitochondrial outer membrane translocase complex; mitochondrial outer membrane
Molecular function (GO): transmembrane protein transporter activity
Source: RefSeq, a predicted model, not a curated record